Molecule: messenger RNA, 1154 nt
Organism: Oryza sativa Japonica Group (Japanese rice)
Lineage: Eukaryota; Viridiplantae; Streptophyta; Magnoliopsida; Poales; Poaceae
Source: RefSeq, a predicted model, not a curated record
GGUGCGAGCGUGCGGCGGCCGGCGAAGCGGAGGCGUGAAGCGGCGGUGGCGGCAGGCGGCCGCGCACGCGGCGGCCGGCGGAUGGGGAGCGACGGCCAGUAGGCGGAGGCGGUGGAGGUGGCGGCCCUCCUAGCGGCGGGCAUGGUGGUCGUCGGCGUCGGCGUGCCCCGCGCCCGCUCCUCCCAAUGGGAUCCUCUCCUCCUCGUCGGCGUCGUCAUCCCCCUCGUCCCCGCCGGAUCCCGCCGCGGCGCGGUGGCCGGCGUCCUCCUUCUCCUCCGCCGCCGCAUCGAGGGCGUGCCCCUCUUCUCCCUCCCAGCCACCUCUGCCCGGGUCGGCACGCACGCCUCCAGCACUUUCAACUCCUUCUGGCCAUCGUCGUCGUGCUUUCGGUGUUGAGCAUUGCUGGAUCAGUCGCCAUUGUUUACCUCAUGUACAGAUGUGUCAAGAAGAAUGGCCUCCCGGCCGUCAAUAUCAACACCAACACGAGCUUCGCGCCGGGGACGGCCCGGCGGCGAUGUACACGGUGGUGCCGGACUCCCAGAUACGCAACGCCACCAUCGAGAGGUUUCUUAAAGAGAUCGCCGGCGAGAAGCCCAUCCGGUUCACGGCGCAGCAGUUGGCCGGAUUCACGAACAACUACUUGGCUCGGCUCGGCGCCGGCGGUUUCGGCACCGUGUACAAGGGCAUGCUCCCGAACGGUCACAUGGUCGGCCGCUGCGCGCUCGGCCGCCUGCCGCCACCGCCGCUCCGCGCCUCCGCUCCAUUCCGCUUCACCGGCCGCCGCGCGCUCGCACGCCGCCUCCGCCGGCCGCCGCUCAGCCCCGCUCGUCGCCCGGCCGUCUGCUCCCUACCUGUCGGUUGGCCUGCGAUAGAAGAGUGGCAGAGAGAGAGAGAGGGGAGGAAGGGAAAGAAGAGAGGAAAGGGAAGUUGAUGUGGCAUGCUGACAUGUGGGGCCCACGUGGGUCCCACGCCCACGUAGGCUAAAACCGGGUUAAAAUCACCGAAGGACCUGAUAUGGCCGGUUUUGUAUAGUUAAGGGACGCCGAAUAUCUGGUUUUAUGGUUCGAGGAUGUUUCUGUAUCCCGAUGACAAGUUGAGGGACCUUCGGUGUACUUUUUCCCACCAUUUACUGCCAAGGCUGGGUGCGGAAUAAG